AUGUACGAGGAAGUCUGCCUCCUCUGCGGCCGGCCAGUUACCGUCGACGGACGCGCAUACUGCAGCGACGAGUGCGAGAGCCUUGACACGACCUCGCCCUCCAUCUCCACCUCCUCCAGUGCCUACGCCUCGCCGUACCUCCGCUCAAACAAUGGCCCAAGCAGCCUUGUCGACGUCCCGGCUCUCGUGUCGUCUGCCAUCGGUCGGUCACUCCAUCCCGGCACCGCGUCAAAGCACAAGAGCCGCCAUUCCAUCUCUUCGUCCUCGACGUCGUCCGCUAUCUGGUCUGUCUCCACGGAGGAGGAGGAUGAGCUUGCUAGCGCCGGUCCGGACGAAGAGUUGCUGGGUAGUGCCGUCUACGGUGCCGAAGGUGCAAAGUCUGCAGAUCCUCUACUCUAUCCGUAUCCGCCACGCGGCCAAGGGCUCUCUUACGCCCGACGCCCAUCUGGUACCAACCAGCGCUCGACCAUUCCGACAUUGAACCGACAUGCAUCGGCGACUUCGAGUCCCUUCGCGGGCAGCACAGGCUCGCCGCGCAGCGCACCCCCGCCCUACUCGCCCACCGAGGAAGAGUUCCCUGAUGUCCCACAGACGUCGACGUCUACACGCUCCGCAGGCUUGCUCGGGCGCCCGAGGCGCAACAGGAACAGCUUUGCCAGCGACCCUUCCAGCGAGCAGGAGGCCGACCCCGAGACCAUCACCUCCAAGCCCAAACGCAACAGAGCCAGUCUGCCUGCGUACUUUUCCCUCCUGACGACGUCAACCUCGUCGCCGACGCCGCCACGCGCACAGCGGACGCCCUCCUCGCUGCAGACUCUCACAGCAAUCACGCGGUCGUUCCAAUCAUCACCUCCCACACCCCGUGUUGCGGCCCAUCCCGUCCUUGAUCCUGUCACGGCGUUCUCCCAGGUGCACGCAAAGCCUCAGCCUAGCCCCAGCGAGGCACCGCAGCGCGGCCGCGGUCGCAAGCGUGACUCGGAGGCGCGCUCGGCAUCGAGCCGUCGGUCGACACAGCGCUCUCCUCCGCGUCAAUCGCGGCCGCGCGCCUCGCACUCGCGUUCACCGCCCCCCUGUGCGCACCGUCGUGGACACAUCGGCCCGCAGGCCCGCGCGCGCUUGGACAGCAUCGAGAAGGUCGCGGACUGGAUGUCCAGCAGCCCUGCCGUGCCCAUGCGGGGGCGGGCGCUCACCCGCCGCAACUCUUCGCCGCCGGUGAAACCCAGGUUGGACGCCAUGCUUGGAGAGGCAACCGAGGAGGACGAUAUCGCGGCCGUGCGGGAGGUGCUCGCGAGGAGUCUCCACUUCCACCCUGAACACGACGAUGUCUAUGUCGCUAACCGGGACCGUAGGGGCCGGCGGCGACCUGAUGAGUUGGACUCGGCCCCUCUUGGCGUCGACAACUACCGUGCACCAGGGUACGGUGGUGGUCGCAGCGGCUUGAUGUCGCGCGAGCGAGAACGUGGGCGGACUUUCGUGCGGCACUAG
Molecule: messenger RNA, 1485 nt
Organism: Rhodofomes roseus
Lineage: Eukaryota; Fungi; Basidiomycota; Agaricomycetes; Polyporales; Fomitopsidaceae
Exons: 2
Coding region: 1-1485 (494 amino acids)
Source: RefSeq, a predicted model, not a curated record